AUGACCCGGGUAGCCGACGAGCUGACAACAAACCCAUUUAGUUUGCCUCCCGAGCUGGAAUGCUUCUGGUUGCAAGAGCCUGCAGCCGAAAGGCCUGUACCUCAAGCAGUCGAUGAGGCGCUUGCAGCCGCAAAGAUGAAGGCGGUGCGUUUGGAUGCCAUGGCGAAGGCAAAGGAAGAUGCCUUGGCGACUUCACAGCAAACGUUGGAUGAAGACGCCAAAAAGUUUGAGGACUAUUUGCAGGAACGGAUUGCCAAAGCUUCCUCAGCAACAAAGGAAAGUGAAAUGCAUGCGAAGGUGAAGCAGGACAAAGUAGCCAGAAUCAAAAGUCUCAGGCAGCAGAUUUCUGCAGUGCAAAGUGAGACGAGCAAGUUGAAGGAGGUCAGGGUGGAAUGUGAAAGAUAUAAGAUGUUCCUGGAAAAGAUAACGCCGGGCGAAUGGAAGGAAGACCAGCGGAAAAAGAAGGAGCAAAGGAAGAAGGAACGCGCGGAAAGGUGGAAGAAAGAGCGCUUGGCCCCCAUCAUGGAGCAGCUCGCGCAGGAGGAAGAAAAGCUCUUUGAAAAGAUCGCGCAGGAAGAGGCUGAGGCAGAAGCUUCCAAGAAACGAGGCAAGAAGCAAAGACGGAGGGAAGACGAGGAGGAGUUGCUGCAACGUCAGCGAGAGCGAGACAAUCGCCGUAAGCGUAUCCAAAAGCGAAGAGAGGAGGAAGAAAGAAAAGUCAACGCAGAGUAUGUUGCCGUGUCGUCCGAAGAGGAGCCAGAGCUUUUCUUCAAAGAACCGCAGCAGCUGAUGGACAGCUUCACGGACUUAGAAGAGUUGAACCUUUUCCUGAUCCAGAGCUCUCAGGAAGCCGAGCAGCAGCUGGAUGAGAUUCGAAACAGCUUUGAAGCUAUGAAGAAGAACAUGGGACACAAGGUGCAGCAGUUGAAAGAUCAAAUCACGCAGCUGGAGCAAAGCAUCAAGCAGGAGCAACGCAGGGGCGAAGAAAUAAAGCAAAGUCAUGCGGAAAAAGCCAGCACUGCAACUCAGGACAAGAAGCUGAGCAGCUUAGCAAAGAAGGUACAUGAAGUUUACACAAGAUGCAAUCUUGCAAGAGACCAGCAGCAGCAAGACACUCUGCAAAUGCUCGGCGCCAUUGAGUCGCGGAUCGAGGAGCUCAUUCAGGGCCUGGAUGAGGCCUUCCAGCAGGAUGAGGAUUUGGUAAUGCGCUUGGAGAAGAUCAAGGAAGGCGAUCGGCGAGAAAGGGUACGCGAGAAUCGCUUAAAAGAACAGUCAGAGAAGCAGGAAGACCGUUUGAAGCAAUCCUUGCAAAGAUCACAGAAGCCAGUUUUCAAGAAAGCGGGCAAGCAGGUCAUGUAUCGGUCUCCUCCACUACGACAGGAACGCAAGGUUGUGGAAGAUACUACUGAUGAUGAAGCUCAUGCCAGAGAUCAUAAGGUUUUCGACAUCUACAUUGACCGCAAAACCGGGGUGCCUCACACAGACGCACCUGUGGAAGAGUCGAGGCGUGCGGCCGACCGAGGCUCCGGCCCACUCAGGACCAUACACGAGUACGGGCAGGCAGUUAGGACACUAAAGGAAGACAAGGUGCUGAGCGACGAUGCCUUGUCCCACAGGCAAUCUGGUCUGGUGAGACAGGGUCCAGCUCCAGGCCUUGGACAGGAGAGGGUGCCGCAAUGGCCCCAGCAGCCCCAGCAGCCACCACUCGGCUCUGGGUUAGAGCCGGGCAUCGCCAGAGACCAUCGAGCCCAUUGGUUGGAUGGCAGACUGGAUGCCGCCGUCGGCAAGCACAAUCUAUACGAUCCCAGCCAACUUGGUGGAUCGAACCUCCUGUUCGAUCUUAAAAUUGGGCAGGAGCACGCUAAGGAGAACCGGCCAGGCAGUAUACCGGAAGGCUUGCAGGUGCUGCAAGUCGCGAUGCAGCUUAUGCGAAAGGGGCAGUUGUUGGAGGCCAAGAAGGCACUGACUGCAGCUUUACAUUUGCUUGGUACGUCUCGGGAUGUAUUGCCAGUUGCUGCUGAGCUUCGGCAUCAAAUGGGCUUGACAGAGGCAUCGCUCGAGGAGAUUGAGGUUUGGUUGGAAUGGAGAACAUCCAGCAUCAUGACAUGCUGGCAGGUGGUUUCCUCAACGUUCGCUGUGAUGUGCAUCCUUCUUGUUGUGUACUUUGGGCAACAGACAGCAGGCAUACAAAGAGCCGCAGAGCAGCUGGCGCUCAUAACAGCAUGGACGACUGGUAAAGCGUUCGGACCAGUCCGACACGCAAGCGCCAGAGCCACCAGCUUCGAGUGUAUGUCCGAACCGAUGGUCGGCAGCACUACUGGCCAUGUGGAGAAAAUCCACCAUCACACCCCGACAAGCACAUGCGGUGUGGAUACGGACGCAGACAAGAUGGGAUGGAUUCACGAAAGAUCAGACCAAAACCUGACAGGGGACCUUGGCCUGACGGACUUGAGGGAACCAGAGGCAGAGGAGCAUGUUGAAGACUGUUUCGCAGAUCGUGGUGCUGUCGUCGCCAAGAUCUUGCUAGCUGAAGAAGGCCACGAUGAAAGGUCCUCUUCAACUGUGCCGACAGUGCGAGAAGAAGCCACUUCUCGGGACAACGCAAUCAGACAUGCCAAUGUGGAGACGGAUGACAGCGAAUGGGGUGAUGCGAUCCUGCCUGAGAGCGCGCAGACUGGGCAGCAAGCUUUCUCCCUUACGAAGUGCGCUGACGAAAAAUCUGAGCAGUCUCCAGCAGCGGCAGCACAGGCACAUUUCCAUCUCACCAAGUCGAAGGUGCAUGAGGAAGCGGCAGCGAACGACAACGUAGCAAGUGCAGACUUUGCCUGCAUGGCGGAAGAGCACUUGCAAAUCCCUCGGAGCUUUCAACCACAACCAAAGCGGCAAAAGUGGAGAUCCAGGGUCAAGGCAGAAGAGCCUUUUUUUCCGACUGCAAAGUCCCAGCUCCCAAGCGCACAUGCUGUGUACGGGGACGAGGUGGAGAAUGUGAACGUACCAAGCCAGCUGAUUGGUCCGGUUACAUAUGGAAAGACCACUGUUGAGGCGACAAAUCUUGACGGCAAAGAUGAUGUAUCUGGGCUUCUCACAGAAAGCACAGAAGAAGACUGGGGAUGGGGAGCUGGCCGUCCAAAGGCUGCCAGUGAUGGAUGCAUUUAUUUCGCUGGGGCUCCGCCUCAAGGAAGGCCUCGCCAGGUAGGCCAGGACGGACUCAGAAGCGGACGCAGAUGGCAAGCUGGAGGCCGCGGCCGCACUGCCCAGACGCCAACUUUGGAAGACGAUAUGCUUGAGCUAGACGUGAAGUUGGAACAGGACGGCAACUUCUUCCUCGCCAAGCCCACGCGCUUCCGCCCGCUGGGGUGUUUUUUGCGGCUGCCAGGCGGUCGUGAAGGCUUCCUUCCGGUGGAGCAUAUCACUCCACGCGCAGAGGCUUCGACCAAUGGUGUUAGAAGCACAGUCACAAAGUCAUCAAAAGGUGGUCGAGUACGUGUGCGCGAGAUUGGUAGCGGCCGUGUUUCCAUGCUGACCCCAAACGAAGAGGCAAUGCAGUGCAAGGAGAUAGAAGAGAGACGUCGGCAUAUGGAAGACAGGAUUGAACAACUGCGUGAGAAUUACAACCCUGCAAAGUGGUUGGUCGGCUUCGUCUCUGCGGUGCAGCCGAAUGGUGUGUACGUCAGUGUUAUUGAUGGCCAGGACGCAAGGAUACCUCUGAAGGAAAUGCCGGAGAAGUUCUUAAAAUCCGAACCGCGGGGGAACAUGACGGAGGACAAGGGCGUUCUCAGCGAAAUUAAGCCAACUGUGGAGGUUGGCCAGGCGAUCCAAUUCCGUAUAGUGCGCUACUCGUGGGAAUCA
Symbiodinium pilosum is the source of this 3849-nucleotide messenger RNA. The record is from the annotation of a GenBank genome assembly. NCBI's taxonomy places the organism in Eukaryota, Dinophyceae, Suessiales, Symbiodiniaceae.